AAAAAGAAAAGCUUGCAAUAUUUAUUCUUUUUGUCUAUUUACUGAGUUGAUCUAAAAUAAUGUUUUCCUUUACCAGGUCUGCAAUGAACAUGGAUUUGACAAACUAUGCCCGGACCCAACUGGCUGGAUAGACCUCGAACAAUGUGUUGGAUCAGGAGGAUUUGGAGUAAUCCAUAAGGCAUGGCAUUUUAAGGAAAAGAAAGAAGUGGCCAUAAAAGUGAUAAAAGACCUUAGGGAUAAUGAAGAGAUCCUUGCUGAACUGUACGUACUUGAACGCGUUUCUGGCCACGACAACUUCCCUGCCUUUUAUGGAGCCUUUUAUCUACGGCCCAGCAUUUCAAAUGAAGAGGCGCUAUGGAUUGCUAUGACAAUGUGUGCUGGUGGCUCCGUAGACGCCUUAAUUAGGAGCACGCCCAAUAGAUCCUUGGAUGAGACCUGGAUUUCAUACAUAUGCAAGAAAGUUUUACAGGGCCUGGAUUACUUACAGGAACUGAACGUGAUACAUCAUGAUCUCAAGGGCGCCAAUAUAAUGUUAACUUCUACGGCCCGUGUGAAGAUAAUUGAUUUUGGCCUUGCCACAAUAGGGCCCAUCAGUACAAGUAAUGCAGGAACCCGCUGUUGGAUGGCACCUGAAGUCCAUGCAUGUUUUACAAGAAGUGUACAUUAUAACUACAAGGUGGAUGUGUGGUCUUUAGGAAUCACAGCCAUAGAAAUGGCAGAAUACAAUCCUCGUAAGUAAUCUUAAAUAACAUUUUGCGUGCGUUUAUGUUCAUUUAUGGAGGAGUGUUUUUAGGAAGGUCAGGGGGUAUCACCUAUACUAUAACAAUGAAACAUGUAAAUCGGCCAUGAAUCAGAGAAUCUUUUCUGUGCUUUUAUUAUAAUGGUGUCUUCUGUAAUUUGCAUUAGUUACUUUUCUUUUUAGUGAUACACUGGAAAGCAAGAUAUAACUUCUUGUUUCAGAGACAGGAGCAAUCAGAUAAAAGAUAUAGACUGUGACUUUCCUGUAUCCCCUUAGGCUAAUGGCAAAUAAUGUGUUUUCUCUGCUGCUGAGAAAAUGCAGAUACAGCCAUAUACUGCCCUAUAUGU
Messenger RNA from Xenopus laevis (African clawed frog), 1086 nucleotides. Its product is annotated as serine/threonine-protein kinase mig-15-like. Bases 365 to 739 code for a protein of 124 amino acids. The transcript has 8 exons. The record is from RefSeq and is a predicted model, not a curated record. NCBI's taxonomy places the organism in Eukaryota, Metazoa, Chordata, Amphibia, Anura, Pipidae.